AUGUCGUUUCAAACCCAAGGACAACAACCUCCGCAGGGAGGAUACUAUCCCCCUCCCAACCAGCAACAAGCGGCAUAUCCACCCCCUCCGAAUCAAGGAGGUUAUCCACCACCCCCCCAAAACUAUAGCUAUCCUGCGCCAGGAGGUCAAACUAGCCCGUCUUUUCCUCCUCCCCCAGCUGGUGGCCAAACCUCUCCCCCUCCCGCUGGUGGACAUCCCCAAACCCCCCAUCAACAACCGUCACCCAUCCCUGAAAAAAUGCAACACGCACUUACGCCUGGUGGAGCACCACCACAGGGGCAAUUCGUUGGUGUACAGUCGACUUCCGCAGAUGAUGUUGGUACAUUCAACGGUGGCAGCUACCGGAUCAGCCACCGAGACACGAACACUGUCUUGACUAUUCAAUUGGCGAUGGGGUGUCCAUUGACAGCUAAGCCAGGUGCCAUGAUUGCCAUGUCGCCCACUAUGACUCUGAAAGGAUCCGUGAAGUUUUCGAUGAAGAAGCUCAUUGCUGGCGGCGAGAUGUCAACUUCGACCUACACGGGCCCUGGAGAACUUCUCCUCGCCCCCACAAUGCUUGGUGACAUCUCUGUCUUGCGCCUUAGCGGUCAUGAGACAUGGUCUGUUGGCAAGGAUGCGUACUUGUCCUCUACCCAAGGUGUUAUCAAAGACUACAAGAACCAGGGUUUGAGCAAGGCCUUCUUCUCCGGUGAAGGGUUGUUUGUGUACAAAAUCUCUGGGAACGGUCUUUUAUUCCUUCAAAGCUUUGGUGCUAUAAUCAAGAAGGACCUAGCCGAUGGUGAAAAAUAUAACAUCGACAACGGCCACCUGGUUGCCUGGAGCUGCAAAUAUGUCAUGGAGCGUGUGGCUUCUGGUGGCAUUAUCUCUGGGAUGACUUCGGGUGAGGGAUUGGUUUGUAAAUUCACCGGCCCUGGGAGUGUAUACAUGCAAACAAGGAAUCCGGGUGCGUUCGCAUCUUGGGUUAUGGCAAAUGGGGCCGCUGGAGGUGGAGCGUAA
Messenger RNA from Paracoccidioides brasiliensis Pb18, 1017 nucleotides. RefSeq lists its product as uncharacterized. Bases 1 to 1017 code for a protein of 338 amino acids. The record is from RefSeq and is a predicted model, not a curated record. The transcript has 5 exons.